AUGGGGAUUACCAUACGUCAAGCCACGAUUGAGGAUGUUCAGGCUAUGCAAAAUGCUAACUUACACAAUCUCCCCGAAAACUAUCAACUAAAGUACUACAUGUAUCAUAUUCUUAGUUGGCCACAAGCUUCAUUUGUUGCCACAACGAGUACCAUACAUUCUGAAGGACAAGAGGAAAAAGUUGUUGGAUAUGUUCUUGGGAAGAUGGAGGAUGACCCAGAGGCUGAGGACAAAACGCCUCACGGCCAUAUCACUUCAUUAUCAGUUAUGAGAACGUAUCGUCGAAUGGGAAUAGCUGAGAAAUUGAUGCGUCAAUCAUUAUAUGCCAUGUGUCAGCUGUUUGAUGCCAAGUAUGUUUCCUUACAUGUACGGAAAUCCAAUAGAGCCGCAUUGCACUUGUAUAGAGAUUCAUUACAAUUUGAAGUGCAACUGAUUGAAAAGUCAUACUAUCAAGACGGAGAAGAUGCAUACGCCAUGAAAUUGGAGUUAGAGUUGGAAAAACUAUUACCAUCAUUGGCACAAAAUGGAGUCGAAGAUGAUUUAACUAAAGAUUUAUUAGAAGAAAUAGCUGUAUAG
Messenger RNA from Lodderomyces parapsilosis, 576 nucleotides. Its product is annotated as peptide alpha-N-acetyltransferase complex A subunit. Gene Ontology annotation, biological process: N-terminal peptidyl-glutamic acid acetylation. The coding region runs from base 1 to 576 and encodes 191 amino acids. The transcript has a single exon. Lineage: Eukaryota; Fungi; Ascomycota; Pichiomycetes; Serinales; Debaryomycetaceae. Gene Ontology annotation, cellular component: NatA complex. The record is from RefSeq and is a predicted model, not a curated record. Gene Ontology annotation, molecular function: protein N-terminal-serine acetyltransferase activity; protein-N-terminal-glutamate acetyltransferase activity.